This is a messenger RNA of Saccostrea echinata, 852 nucleotides long. RefSeq lists its product as uncharacterized. The transcript is spliced from 5 exons. The record is from RefSeq and is a predicted model, not a curated record. Lineage: Eukaryota; Metazoa; Mollusca; Bivalvia; Ostreida; Ostreidae. Gene Ontology annotation, molecular function: peroxiredoxin activity. Bases 23 to 688 code for a protein of 221 amino acids.
GACCUCUUCCAAUUUAUAAACAAUGGCGUCUCUACUGAAAAGUGUCCCUCGACAUGUCUGUAAAUUAUAUAAGUUUCCUGUGCGGUAUGUAAACUGGACGCCGAUCCUGAUGAAUGACUUCAGUCGAUUUCCAGUACCGGAUGUCAAAAGCCUACCCGAAGAUAUGCGAACAGCCAUGGAAACUGUGGAAGAGAAAAGUGGGUUUUCUCCUAAUGUGUUCCGGGCCAUGUCAUAUCGCCCAGAUGAAUUGCGGUCCUUUAUGCAGUAUUAUGAUGCUGUAAUGGCAGUAAACAAAGGAAACUUGACAAAAGCGGACAAAGAGAUGAUCGUGCUAGCGACAUCCUCAGAAAAUAAUUGUCUCUACUGCAUCAUAGCUCACGGAGCACUCCAUCGCAUAUUUUCUAAAAAUCCGCACUUAGCAGAUCAAAUCGCUGCAAAUUGGAAAACGGCGGAUCUUGACGAUCGACAACGUGCCAUUUUGGAUGUUGCCAUGGAUUUGUGUCGCUGUCAGCCCAUCUCAGAAGAUAAGAUAGAAAACCUGGAAAAACACGGACUUGAUAAAGACGAUUUGUGGGAUAUUGGGGCAGUGACAGCCUUAUUUGCUUUGUCUAACAGAAUGGCAUACCUGAUGAACUUAAAACCAAAUAAAGAGUUUUACUUAAUGGGACGAAUUCCAAAAGAAAAGUAAAAUGGUGUUAUAUUUGAUAUUUUAUUCUGCUAAUGUACAGUGCUUUUGAACACAGUUAACUAUGUUUAUUUCAUACAAUAUAUGUGUUGUUAUAUUAUAAACAGAAUGUGAUUAACUGCAAAUAUAAUAAAAUAAACACAUUUGAAUCUACAUGCAUCACUAAA